GUGGCUCUUUAUUGUUCCAGCAGAACGCUCAAUGCGCGGCUGUGGCCACAUUUGUUUCAAUGGCUGCCGCACAGAAACCACGUCCCACCUGAGAGGGAGCGGUUCAGCUGCGAACACAGGAGCCCGCCGAAGCCCGAAGUUAGCCGCAGAACAGCGCCGUGUGCGGAAUAAACGCUCUUUUACUGACGGACAAUCUGUGGAUCCUGGAGGAAGAGGGGACGUGAACAGAGGUCCCUGCAGCUCGACAGCCCUUUACUGCACCGUCUGUCACCAUGGUGGAACCAGCCGAUAGGCCGUCCACAGCCGGACAGAGGCUGGGCGCCCCGGAAAGCUUUGGGGUGUCGACCCUGGAGCCCGGCCUUCGUCCUCCUGCUCAGCCUCCAGGACGACUAGUCUCCAUACGGGUGCAGAUGCUCGAUGACACACAGGAAGUCUUCCAGAUAUCGCAACGUUCGCCCGGCAAAGUGCUGUUCGACCUGGUCUGUGUCCAUCUGAACCUGUCAGAGGGAGACUACUUUGGACUGGAGUACCAGGACCAGCGCAAGAUGACGGUGUGGCUGGAUCUGCUGAAACCGACGCUGAAGCAGAUCAGAAGGCCUAAAAACACCAUCCUUCGCUUCGUGGUGAAGUUCUUUCCCCCUGACCACACACAGCUCAUGGAGGAGCUGACUCGGUAUCUGUUCGCCCUGCAGAUUAAACGUGAUCUGGCCUGUGGUCGCCUGAUCUGCAACGACACCAGCGCCGCCCUUAUGGUGUCCCACAUCAUUCAGUCCGAGAUCGGGGACUUCGACGAGACCCAGAGCUGGCAGCAUCUCCUGCACAACAAGUACCUGCCCGACCAGGACGCCAUCCGAGACAAGAUCACCGACUGCCACCGCAAGCACGUCGGACAGACUCCAGCAGAGUCGGACUACCAGCUGCUGGAAAUCGCCCGGCGGUUAGAGAUGUACGGUGUUCGUCUGCACCCGGCGAAGGACCGAGAGGGAACCAAGCUGAGCCUGGCUGUGGCGCAUACCGGGGUGCUGGUGUUCCAGGGCUACACAAAAAUUAACGCCUUCAACUGGUCCAAGAUUCGCAAACUCAGCUUCAAACGCAAAAGAUUUCUGAUCAAGCUGAGAGCCGACCCCACUCAGAACGCCCAUCACGACACGCUGGAGUUCGCCAUGGCCAGCAGGGAUUGCUGUAAGAUUUUCUGGAAGAUCUGCGUCGAGUAUCACGCCUUCUUCAGGCUCUUCGAGGAGCCAAAGCCCAAACCUAAACCCAUCCUGUUCACCAGAGGAUCCUCAUUCCGGUUCAGCGGUCGAACCCAGAAGCAGAUCAUCGAUUAUGUGAAAGACUCGGAGCUCAAAAAAGUUUCAUUUGAAAGGAAGCACAGUAAGAUUCUGUCCAGCGGUAGCAUGUCUCCACAAUCUUCUUCCUUCAGAUCGCAAGUGCCAAGAGAGAGUGCCAUGUCGGUCCCGUUAGCAGACCAGCCUGACUCGGCCAGACUGGGCCAUCAAGCUGAAUCUAAUGGUUCAGAGGAGCCACCGGUGGUCGCACAUCCCACCAACGGUUUCCACAACGUAUCAGCAGCACCUGGAUCAGACCCAACUCAACCCCGACUGAACCACCACCACGGCAUAGACCAGCAGCUCCUCAACCCAGGAAGUCCCGCUUCACAGGACUCUCCACUGGGAAGUCCCCGUGUGGUUGUUAACGGCAACGCCUCGGUGAACGGGCAGGGCGUCGGCGGCGUCCUGGGUCCAGGGCAGAUUCCUGAGGGGCAGCAGCUAUCACCACUUACCAGCCCGCUGCUCACUGAAGCUGGAUACGUCCGCAAUGAGGAUGAGGAUGAGGCGAGGAGGAAGAAGUUUCCCACAGACAAGGCCUACUUCAUAGCAAAGGAACUGUUAACCACAGAGCGGACCUACCUCAAAGACCUGCAGGUCAUCACGGAGUCGUUCCCGAGCGCCGUGGGCAAGGACGAGGCGUUUCCAGACUCCGUAAAGAACAUGAUCUCUGCCAGCUACGAUCCGGUUUACAUCUUUCACCAGGGAUUCCUCAAAGAGACGGAGCAGCGGCUGGCUCAGUGGGAGGGCCGAUCCAACGCCCACAUUAAAGGAGACUAUCAGAGAAUUGGUGAUGUUUUACUGAAGAACAUUCAGGGCCUGAGGCAGUUGACUGUUCAUCUGCAGAAACAUUCAGAGUGCCUGGUGGAACUGGAACGGGCCUGUAGGUCCAGUCGGAAGGUGGAGUCUCUUUGCCGAGACUUUGAGCAGCAGCGAGUUUGCUACCUUCCCCUCAACAUCUUCCUGCUGAGGCCUCUGCACCGCCUGCUGCACUACAAACUGAUCCUGGAGCGGCUGUGCAAGCACUACCCGCCCACCCACGACGACUUCAGGGACUGCAGAGCUGCCCUCGCCGACAUCUCCGAGAUGGUGCUGCAGCUUCAGGGCACCAUGAUGAAGAUGGAGAACUUCCAGAAACUUCUAGAGCUGAAGAAAGAUCUGACCGGCAUUGAUAACUUAGUCACUCCUGGAAGGGUCAGACUCUUGAAUUUAUCGAGCCAAUCUUUGCUUUAUAUUAGUCAUUUUCACGUCAUUUACCGUGUGUUUGAUUUGCAGGAGUUUAUUCGGCUCGGCUGCCUCAGCAAGCUGUCAGGGAAGGGCCUCCAGCAGAGGAUGUUCUUCCUGUUCAGUGAUUCCUUGGUGUACACCAGUCGAGGAAUGACCCCGUCCAAUCAGUUCAAGGUUCACGGUCAGCUGCCUCUCUUCGGCAUGACGAUCAGAGAAAGUGAGGAGGAGUGGGGAGUCCCUCAUUCGUUCACCUUGUUCGGGCAGCGCCAAUCUGUGGUGGUGGCAGCCAGCUGUGCGUCAGAGAUGGAGCGCUGGGUGGAGGACAUCAGGAUGGCCAUUGACCUGGCAGAGCAGAGCAGCAGCCCAAACAAUGAUCUGCUCUCCACCAGCCUCUCUGACAACAAGCUGUCGGAGGACGGUGGAGGCGAUCAGGAGUCGGAGGAGGAGCUCGGCGGCUCGCGCUCGUCUCUGGAGCGUCAGGGUCACCGUGGCAACACCACCGUGCACGUCUGCUGGCACCGCAACACCAGCGUCUCCAUGGUGGACUUCAGCGUCGCCGUGGAGAACCAGCUCUCCGGAAACCUGCUGAGAAAGUUCAAGAACAGUAAUGGGUGGCAGAAGCUCUGGGUGGUUUUCACCAACUUCAGCCUCUUCUUCUACAAGUCACACCAGGACGACUAUCCUCUGGCCAGCCUCCCUCUGCUCGGCUACUCCGUCACCGUCCCGGCGGAGUCAGAAAACAUCCACAAGGACUACGUCUUCAAACUCCACUUCAAAUCUCACGUCUACUACUUCAGAUCAGAGAGCGAGUACACAUUUGAAAGGUGGAUGGAGGUGAUCCGCAGCGCCACCUGCUCCGCCAGCCGCUCACUGCCCAACACCAGGAAGGACCUUUACUGAUGAAUCCUCCUCAUUGUUGCCGCCUGGACACCAGAAGAGACUCUCAUUACAGCCACAGAAUGGUGUUGCACACAGCAGACACUAAUUAAUACCUCUGAACAGCUGAUUCACCCUCACUCGGGGCUCCUCCCUCCUAUUACACACUUCCUGCACCUCUAACAUCCACCAUCUUAUUCAUUAUGUCAUUUUAUUGUGUCCGGUGCCAAACUGGAAGCACAAACUCUUGCCGGUGGUGUUUUUUUUUCCACAUUAUUGAGUGUUGUUCACAUGCACACACUCACAAACCCACGGAGGAUUUUAUUUUUUAUCAUAAACCUGAAUUAAAUGCGUUAAAACAAGGGUUUGUGCACCAUGUUGUAUUACUUCCUCGCUCUUUGUAUCUUUUUCAAAUUAAAAAAAGAGGUUUUAAUCAUUUCUAUGUGACAAGCUGUGUGCAUGUGAAUGCACUUUUUUGAAAAUCGGUGUCACAAUCUUUAUAUAAUUUGAUGAUUUAAAUGUGAUGGACACAAUUACAGAAUCGUGUUUUCCUUUUUGUAAGGCGACUUUUUGUACAGUACUUUGAUACACUGUGAAAAUGUUCUUCUCAAUCAUUUGUCUAUGUUUUUUCUUCUAAUCUUUUUUGUCUUGUUUAAGGGGGACAAACUGAUUUCAACACUUUGAACCUGCUUCCAAAGCCAACUGAGAUUUUGCUGGUUUAUUGCCAAUUACCUUCUUUUCAGUAUUCCUCCAGUUGUCUGGAUUUUCCUAUUUUAAAUAAAGAUGAGAAAAAUAAUGUGUUCA
Molecule: messenger RNA, 4235 nt
Organism: Amphiprion ocellaris (clown anemonefish)
Lineage: Eukaryota; Metazoa; Chordata; Actinopteri; Pomacentridae
Product: FERM, ARHGEF and pleckstrin domain-containing protein 1-like
Exons: 27
Coding region: 273-3455 (1060 amino acids)
Cellular component (GO): cytoskeleton
Molecular function (GO): guanyl-nucleotide exchange factor activity; cytoskeletal protein binding
Source: RefSeq, a predicted model, not a curated record